GCUCGAGUAACAUAUUUAUAGUCGCCACGGACGUGGCAUCACCACAUGCAAAUUUAAAAUGAUUAAAUAAAAAAACAAUAGAUUGUUAUUUUUUGUUGUCCAUAUGAGACGUCGUUAUAAUCUCUGACUUAUCGAUGUUGAUUUUGUCCAAGCUAAUAAAUAUUCUUGUGCUCUAUUCGGAACUAGCAAACAGAAAAGGCACCAUACUUUUGACAUUUCUGAAACUCUUGACUGAUGUAUUAAAUAAGUACAUAUAUUAGUUUAACGUCAAUCAACGUUUUUGAUAGUCAGAGUACUUACCGUACUAAACUGGUUGUUGAGUAAAUUUCACAUUUACAAGUGAAACAUAUUCUUCUAAUUAGGGUUAAAGAAUGUCUGUUAUUAAAUCUGAAUUUCCAAAGUUACGAAUAGUUUUCAAAUAAAUAUUGUUCAGUCAACCAUUUUGUUUGGUUUUACGAAUAUAUAAUUAAAAUAAUUUAAUGUUCAACAUGCUUUAAAUUCACAAGAAUAAAUGUAAAAAAAUACUAAAUCUGUGACAAAAUUUAAACCAAGACAUAAUUAAAAGGGUGGAAAAUGAAUUUUCUUUUGAAUAAGAUUUGACAAGGUCGACUCUAUAUGAAGACAGCUCAUUUUAGCAUUAUAUAUAAUUGUCAUGAGCAUGUAGGCUAACCCGCUGGUGCAAAGCUUGCAUGCGAGACUCGUUUUUAAGCGCAUUGGAAAACUAAAGCCUAAACCUAUCCCAGGCACGACGGGUUGGAUGAGACAAACCGGCUUCAGCAAGAUAAGGGGGGUGAUUGAUUGGCUGUAGAAAGUUACUUUUUUUUUUUUUUGGUCAAAUCUGUAGAAAGUUACUUUAGUUUUAAUUUUCAUCUACAACGUUAAAUACUACCAAUCAUACUUUAUCUUGGUUUUUAAAAGUACAACAAAAAAACUAAAGGUACAGCAAAAACACACAAAAAAUGGUCGUAAAAAAAUUAUUUUCUAAAACCUCAUCUUUUUAGCUGUAUGAAAUUUUAAAACUACAUUUCUUAAAGUUAAAUCAAAAAUCUCUAAGGGGGGUGUUGUUAAUGUAAGUUAUUUGUACUUGAACUCGACUUAUUCAAAUGUAGUAAAUGUAGAUGCGGUAGUCGCCUUUAGACCGUCUCCAAUAUAUUUUGCUAUUUUAACCUUUAAAAUAGAAUUUCUCUAUUUUAGAGGUGGGAUAUGCUACAAUGUAUUUUUCUAAAAUAGUAAUCUCUAAAUAUAGAGCAAAAAAUAGAAGGAUGAUAUUUAUUCCUCUAUAAAUAGAAGAGAAAAUAAAGAUCUCUAUUAUAGAAGAAGAAAUAGAGAUGGGUUGGAGCAAUUUCACCUCUAAAUACUAUUAUACAGAUGAAAAUAGUAAUGAGUUGAAAAUGCUCUUACAAGCAGUAAUCAAUGGCUAAUAUGGCCAUUUGGUUGAAAAUAAUUGCAUUUAACUGGUUGGGUAAUAGUUAAAGAUUGAAUUAGAUAAAUGAUUAUAAUAUUUAAUUUAUAAAAAAAAAUGUUAUUAGAAUUUAAAAUCAUAACAAUAUUUUUGAAAAUAUAUUUAGAACACUUUCUAUUUAUACAUUAAAUAAAACUUCUUGUGGUUAAUAAUAUCAUAUGACUAAAUAUAUAAGGUUUUGACACAAUAGUAUUCGAUUCAAGAUAUAUUUUUUCAUUAUUAUUAAAUGGAAAUUAACCUAGUUAAGGACGAAUUUAUAUAUAGAAGGAUAGUGUUUGUCCGCUACACAAUUUCUUUUGUCACACCGCUACGCAAAUAUAUUAGGGAUGGAUCGGAGUUGUUUUUACUUAGAACAAUUUAGAGUAUUAAGAAUUAAUAAAAAGCGAGUUUAUGAUUAUUAUUAAACAUAUGUAACUGCAAACGUCCGAAAAUAUUGUGUUUGUGAAUUGUUGUAUAUGGAGACUUGAUUUUUUUGUCAAAAAAGUUAAAUUAAAUUAUAAACGUAACAAAUUUUUAUUCUUAAGAUAUAUAAUGUAUUCAUAUAAUCUUAAGUCUGAUUACAAAUUCAACAACCAAACGAACAUACCUAAUAUCAUUAUAUAUUUAAGAAUGAUAUAGUAUUUUAUAGCCAUCCUUUUCUCUUAGCUAGGAAACAUUAAUUGCAUCAACGUUUAGAAAGUAUCAGCACCCAUGAGGUUUUUGCGAUACGCAGCUGCAUGCGCUAGCUGGAGAUAACAUCUGCCUCACUUCCUCAGCCUUGAGAUGGGGACCCAACAUUCUCAAAGACAACUAGUAAUUUACAUCUACACAUAUAAACAACAUGGUUAGUGUAAAAUAAGAACAGUUAAUUAAUAAAACAAUAAUUUGUAUAUAUAAAGAAAAAACUAGAAGUAUAUAUAUAAUGGAUUACGUACCCACAAAAGUUUGAGACUGUGCCAAAUACGAAGAGGAAAAGGAAACGGAUAGAGUAAAGAGCCAACAGAGAAUAGGCUCAUGGAAAAAAAUUGGCAGAUGAGGGAGAGUGGUCGCGGGUUCAUGCCACCGAGCAAACCCAUCGUCUCUGACUUGGCAAAGCCUCCACCACAAAGGUAAUCAAAGUAACCCUUCGCAUUGCCUCUUUUGCUUCGUCAGUAGAUGCAACCAACAGCUGAGAAAAUGCGCUUAGUGGCGGAGGUAGAAAGGUAGAAAUUAUUUUUAUAGGGGUCACUAGAAACAAAUUUGAUAGAUAGAACCAAAUAAAAAAAAUACGAGGUACAUUUGAAAUAUUAAACAUAUAUUUACCGGUGUCAAACACUAAUUUUAACUAAAUAUUUCACCAAAUUAACUCAAAAUAAAACUAAAAAUUAAAAAUAUAUAUAGAUUUGAUAUGGGUCAAAUUAAUGACCCCUCUAACCCUUCACUACCUCCGCCACUGAAUGCACUCCCCAAGGUUUUCACAGUUGAAGCCAUUGGCUUCACUAUACAACAUUUAUACAAUACGUUUUCUUUUAGGAUUGUUAAAAGUCAUAGAUUCUAAACGUUCAUGGUGUAUAACAAUGAUUUAACAAGCCAUAUUCAUAGUAUAAGUUGCACAUAUAUAAUUACGUUAUGGAUAUUGUAAACGGAUUUGAGGAUUUCUGAGACUUUGUUAGAAUCACUAAGGUUACUGAAUGGCUUGAGAAGACGAUGUAGAAUGAGAACAUCAGACAUUAAAACCAUCAUCCAGACGCAUUAAUUACUGGAUGACGCAUGUUAAAUGCAUCUCCUAGAACAAUCACUCCUUUCUUGUUGCUCAAUAUCGCUGACAUGUUCUUUGUUGCUACAACUUUCACUUCUUUUUUUUUGAAUUAUACAUGGGUAUCCUAGCUCCAUAGAAGUGGUACAGACUAGUCACGUGUUGCCACAUGUCGAUCAUUAUGUCUCUUGCGAUGCCGAAAUGUUAAUUCUCCUGAAAAGUUUUUAAAAAACUUUCACUUUUGCUCCCUCGUUGAUCCCUUUCAUUAAUAUUUCAUGUAGUUUUGGAGGUAUCUGCAUUUAGAAUGAAAUAUAAUCUCUUGAAUCUAGAGUUUCAAUACUGUAAUAUUUUCAGAUCACACAUAUGUCUCUACAAUUCAAAAAAGAAAUCAUGUCAAAUGCCAAAAUUCCACUUGGAUGAAAAUCUAAUGUGAGUAUGCAUAACUUACGUUACAGGAACAAUUUAAAAAAAAAUUAUCGAAGAAUGAAGAUUUAAACACACUUUUCUAUUCAUUUUUUCAAAGACAUAUCUGAGGAGCUAUAGUUUUCUUGAAGAAAGUAGCCAUUUCACCAUUUGAGAUAGAAGGAACAUUAUCAGGAAAAAACUAAGUAAUACAACGAACUUCAGUGCUGCUAUUUUAAUAUAAUACUAGAGCUUGACACGCACGUACGUGCGGAUAAAAUUAAAUUUAUAAAUGAAUAGUUUUAAUAUAAUCGUAAAUAUUUUAAAUAUAUGAUUUACAUUUUAAUAUUUUAUAUAAUUUAAAUUUAUAAUCUUAUUUUUAUGUUUUUUAUUUGACAUUAUCAAUAUAUAAAGAUUUAUUUUAUUCAUUUUACUUUGUUAUUACUUAUUAUUACAUAGUAAUAUAAUAUUAAGUUUGGUAUAAUAAAUUCAUAAUCAUAAAUAAUCAAAUAUAAUCCCUUCAAAAUAUAUAUUUUUUUAUUUCUACAAUUUGCAUGAAAAAUAUUUUUUUAAAUUUAUAUAGUUAUACUAUAGAACAUAUAUUUGUUCAAGAUCAUUUAUAUUUCCUUGUUGUGCUUAAAAAAAAUAUCCUUUAGCAUCAAUAAUUUUAGUAUAUAGCAUGAUUUAUAAGUAAAUAAUUUUUUAUGUUUAAAUAAUUUAGACUUGUUAUUUUAGUAGAUUUUAUACAUACUUUACGAAAUUUUACCCGCUUUAAUGGUGAAUGAUAUUAUUUUAAAUGAAUUUAAAAUAAUACGUUCAUUUAUAAAUUUAAUAGAGUUUUAUAUUUAAUUCAUAUAGUCAUUCUUUUUUAUAUAAUAUAGGCUGUAAUUAAAAGUUUAUGAAAAUAACAUACAAUUGUUUUUUAUUUUAUAAGAAAAUAUUAAUUAACAUUAAUUUGUAAUAAUAUUAUACUACUAAUUACGAAAUUAAUUAAUGCAUUAUUUUAUAAAAAUAUUUUUAAAAAUUUAUUAAGAUUUUGUUAGAUUUUUUUUGUCAACAGAAUUUUUAUAGUUAAUAAUAAAAUUAUGAUAUUCUUACAGGUGAAGUUGUUAUAUGUGUUGAUUAUAUAAAAUUUAACUAGAUUUUGACCCGCGCUUCGAAAGCGCGGGUUUAUCUUCGAAAAAAUAUUGUUUUAAAUGAAGUUUUAUAAGAUGAUGUGUAUGAACAUACUCAUUUGUACGGAAUAUCGAUUAAGAAAGAAAAUUUUAAAAGGUUUAUAUACGGAGUCGAGCUAACGUGUUUUAAUGCGGUGUUCGGUUUGAAAAUGAAAUUUGUAUAUUUAGUUUUAAAAAUAUUAGUAAACCAAACUAAAAAUAUAUAUGUCAACAAUUCCACUUACAAAUAAUUUUCCUUCAUAUUAAUUAUCAAAAUACAGAAAACAAAUACCAAUAAUAUAAAAUUUUAUUUGUUUUUUAUUAAGAAUAUAAAAUUUUAACAACAAAAAAUAUUGUUAGAUGUUUAACUAUUAUGAGAUGGGCUUAAGAAGAUCCGAUAUGAUUUUCUAGUUAGAGGUAUAAGGAAUAUUAUUGGAAUAUAAAUUAGUAGGAGUUAAUUUUUAUCCAGUUAAAGUAGGUAACAUAUAUUUUUUGCACACAAAGUUAUCACAUAUUGUAGUUAAUACGAAGUGUCUAUAUCAAGUAUUCUAAAAUUUCAGAUUUUAUGUAUUUAAAAUCAUAUCAAACAGAUUAUUUUGAAAAUCCAGUCAGUUAAAGUACGUUAGAGAAAUUUAUGCUAGCAAAUAAAUAAUUUAUGGUCAUGAAUACAAAAUUUGAAAAUAAAUAAAAUAAUUCUUAAAUCCUUUUUAAAAGUAAUAACAAUAGUUGGUUACAUAUUCUAACAAUAGUCAGGAAAACGUGGUUAUUAUAAAAUUGAUCUGAUUUAUUAAAAACAGACUUUAAUUUUGAUAGAUAAGAAUGAAAUAAUAAAUUAUGGACUGGGUAUAUAACGAUUUAAGCACUAAUAUUUUGGCAGAUUGAGAAUGAAUAUGUUCUUUCAUAGCGGUUAGGGUAUAAUCUGUUCUCUCAAUUGAAUGAGAGUAUUGACAUCUUGUCGUGUGUGUCUAGGAGAGGAAUAAAUGUGAUAUGAUCAUUGUACUAAUCUAUGAAUAACAUAUUCAUUCACUCAAUGAAUGAACUAUAUAGUGUAUUAGUUUCGUGUGUAUAACAUGUAUUGUGUUCUACUUUAUCGUGUAGAACAUGUUUUGGUCUGGCAAAUAUCAAGUUGGUAUAUUAGUGGGUUAUAUGUGGCGAAAGAAAUAUAGUUAGGUAAACAUACGGAUAUAAUUUGUUAUUGGGCUAAUAGAUUGUAAGACCAAAUAAGUGUUACUUAAAUGAAAUAGUGCAGUAACUUUUUAUAAGUAGAUUUCUCAAGACUGCUUCCCUUUUAAUAGAAUAGAUAUCUUAAUGAUGCCUAAAUAUCAAUAGAAAUAAAAUGAAAUAAUUUUUUAGACAAGGUCUAUUUUAAAAGAAAUCUCACAUGAAGAGAAAUUGUGACAUCUAUUUUAAUAGAAUAGAUGUAUAUUGUGCGUUAUGGUGAAACCAAGAAAAUAUGAAAUAUUACGAUUUUAUAGUUGUUGGAAUAUUUUUUAUUGUUUAGUGGUUAUGAUUUGGAAAUCAAAUUGUUUGUUCCCCAAUUGAAGGGGAAAUCGAGUUUACAAAGUUAUUAAGUUUUAUAUUUAUUGCCAGUAUCUAUAGCUGAUUUAGCCCGAGGAAAAUCGAGUUUAUAAAAAAUUAGUAGAUUUUAUAUUUACUGCCAGAAUUUUUUUUUUUUUGAAACAUUACUUUCAUUCAUUCGUUCAUAGGUUAGUUACUAGCCAUAAAGGCCAGAGAAUAAUUUCCUAAAUUGAGCAUAUAAUAAUUUGCCAAUAUUUAUGAGCAACAGUUAUGAGUAAGAUAAUAUUGUAAGAAUGUACGUAUUAUCUGUGAAUACAAAAUGGUUGAACUGUUACGAAGAAGGGUUUAUGUAACGUUGUCGUUGGUGCAUGGUAAGUCCAGUAAUGCUGUUUAUCAUAAUAUAAUCUCUCUUUGUAGUUAAAGUUAUGAUUCAUGAUGUAUAAUAUGUAUCAUAAUGCAUAAUGAUGAUAGAUGAAUGUGAGGAGAAAUGUAAACGGUGAGAGUUAUUGUUUACGUACAAUAUAUUUUAGGGGAGUUUUUAAUGCUCAAAAAGACAAGCAUUAGUUAACAAUUUUGGAAAGGAAAUUAUUCAAUGCUCGUAAAGACACACAUAAGUUAAUGAAUUGUUUAAUUAAUUCUACAGUGGCAUUUGAUUGUAAAUAAUUUGCAAGUUUAAGGGUGAAGUUUAUUUUCUACUUCAGUUUUAAUAGAUUAAAUUGUGAAGGAUGGCUAAUUGAUCCUAGGUGCUACAAAGUUAUUAUCCUAAGAGCGUAACACAUUGCAUGAACCGAGAGUUUGAAUACUUUCCGACAAUUGUUAAAAGGUGGGCCGAUCAUUUGUUAGACUCAUCAUGAUAACCAUUUGGGUCGAAAUCCAAGCCCAAACUGUCUAAAUAGCGAUACUUAGGACCAAAACUGUGCGAGGAUUUUUUACUGCCCUAAACACAAUUAAAAAAAUUUACAAAAAAUUUGAUAUUUGAUUAUAAGUAAACUUAUACAGAAAUUAAUUUAUAAAAAAAUGUUUGUUGACAUAAUAGUAAACUAUUCAUAAGAAUACAACAAAAAUAUAAAUUUAUAUAUAGAAUUAUGAUCCAUAAUGCAGUAAUAAUUUAUCUAAAGUUAUGUAGUAUAACUUUGUUUUUUUUUUUUUUUGAUCAACUUAGUAUUAUAACUUUGUUAAGUAAGUAAAAAUGGAACAAAAGUUAGCUGCCAAUGCUAUAUACGAAGUUAAUGAAAAUAUAAUUUACUUUCGUAAAGUUAAAUAUAAACAAGUGAAGUAUUAGAAAUAAACAAUAAUUUUGUAAGAAGAAACAAAGAUUUAAACCAUAUGAAAAAGUAUUUGUAAAUAUGCCUCUAAAGUUUAUUUGAAAUUAAAUUGAUGCCCUAAGCCAUUGUUUAUUUAGCGAUGGAUUUAAAAAAGCCAACCUUGGCUUCGUAGUUUCAGACUUGUUUGUCUGGCCGUGGUGGUUCUUGCAACUCUACAGCUCAUUAUGGUUGCGGAGUUCCUCACAAUUUCAAGGCUCAUCAAGAUGGUGCUUGAUCACCUCUGUAGCCAAGUUUCUUGCUGCUCUCUAUGCAUUUGUUGCUGCAGGUUCGGGUAACAGUUCACUGAACGUGUUCUCUGAUUCCCGUGGCUUCAUCUCACUCAGUAGCAUUCAUGGUGUUUCACUUUUAAGUUGCUUGUGUGUUAUGUUUGCUUUUAUCUAUGUUUGUGUUAUCCGUUUUGCUUUUGCAGCGGUUUAUUUAGCUAAUGUGGCUGUGUUAUUGUUUCUGUUGAACAAUUCCUCCAUUGAUGGAGUCUAAGUUUUAUUAAUGAAAGUUGGUUUGAACAAAAAAGCCAUUGUUUAUUUUUCAACCAUAUAGGCACGGCUCUGCUUAGGACCAACAUGGAUUCACGCCGAACCUCGAAAGAGUACCACCAGAUUACCACCACUUUGUUAAGUAACAUUAUUUCAGAAAAUUGAGUAUCUUGGUCUUGACUUGAUAACAUAUAGUAUUUUGAAAUGGAUUAUAUGAUAAGUUACUGAAAAUGAAUAUGAUAAGUUUUAUUUUUUAUUUUCAAUCAUAUUAAUUUUAAUUAUAAAUUAUGUAAAAUGAUAUUAGUUUUAAUUAUGAAUUAUAUAAAUUUAAGUAUUGAGAUUUUAAAAGAGUAUAAUGGUUAAUCAUAUACACACACUUUUAUAUCUGUUUUCUACUUUAAAAAAAAAAAUCGACGCUUCUAUUUCACGCACUACUUCUUGUUUUCUGCAGUUUAUGUUUGAACUUGGAUGGUGAAAAAGAUACUAACAAAAACGUUAUAUCCUAGCAAUCCAAUGGAUAUUUCUAAAGAAAUUUCAUACCAACGUGAUAGUAUUAUAUUAUAUAUAAGAUUCUUAAGUCCUAAGUCUUAGUCUUAGUCGUAGUCUCGAUCUACGGUAUGUGAAUAUUACUGGUCUGACGGCCAAUUCAUAAUACUGGAUCAUUUUAGAGUUGUUGGUUGGUAUGUAUUACAUUUAAGCAUGCAGGUCAUUUAGAAAUCACAAAUUCUUCUUCAGUAGACUAUUCAUUUCAAAAUUAUUUUAUUUAUUGUAUUGAUGUAUUUUUACCAACAAAAUGAAAUAAAAAGAGUAAGAACAAGAUGAAAUUUCUCAUUUGAGAAUUUUCAAAAACUCUAUGAAAACUCCAAUAGUUUUUCUCUUUUAUUCAUUGGCUUGUCUUUUAUUUUAAAUUAAAUAACUCAAAAAUUAAAAUAUUAUGAUUUUUUUGUAUGAGAGAUAUUAUAAUAGUAGUUUAGAGCUCUAUUAUCUUGUUAAAAAGAGUGGUAUAUUAGAAUUUUAAUGUAAAUUAUACUUACUUUCUGUUUGAUAUUAAUUACAAAUUGCAUUAAUUUUAUAAAUAAUUUUAUUUAUUUUAAAUACUACAGGAGAAAUCAGUGUAAAUAAUAAGGACACAAAUGUAUUAUUAUUAUUAUUACUAUUAUUUAUAAGUGUGUCAAAUUAAAGUGACAUUUUGUGAAACCGGUCUAUAGUUUUAUAUAUAUAUAUGUGUGUGUGAUUUUGCUGAUUUGUUGGAUUCUCCCUAAAUUUAAGAUUAUAAUUAAUUAAUUUUAAUAAACAUUUCUAAUAUUAUUCUUAAUGAUAUUCAUAUGUUUUGAUUAAAGUGAGUCUCAGUUAGACAACUCAACUGAACCAAAACCAUUAACAAGAGUUAUAAAGUUACACAGCGCCAUUGACUAGCUCUGCCAUGAGCAUACUGAUGUAAAUUUGUAUGUUUCAACAUCCGAUUGGCAGCUACAAUCAUAGCAGAAAUGUUCUCAAGUCAUAAAUUUUCAUGAAACUUCAAAAAAGAACUUUGCUUUAAAACACCUAGCUUUAAAACACAUAGCAGAAAUGUUCUCAAGUCACGAAAUUUCCAUGUGUGCAUGUCAAAGAAGAGGCCGCCACAAGCCUGGUCAACCCUGUUACACCUAGCUUGGAUCCUGAUUAUCAUAUUGUAAAUAUCAUUCCUCUCACAGUAAUUCUUCUAAUUCUUUACCGAAUUGAAAACAUCUACACAAAAAUUAGUGCAUCCUCUCUUACUAGGCUCCUACAAAUUUUGAAAUCCACACUCAAAUAAAUUCAAUUUCAAAACUUCAAGGAUCAGCUCAUUAGUUUUAAUAAACAAUGAUUUUGCUGAUGAUCUGGUCAUUAUAUUCAGAAUAACUAAUAAUGUAUUUUUUUUUAACACUAUAACUAAUAAUGUAUAUUAAUAAUUUUUAAUGCUAAUAUCAUAAUACAUUUUAUUUUAUAUUUAGGUUAGUAGUAUUAAAACAAUUUUAUCUCAAUAUAUAUAUUUGUCAUUAUACUAUCUACAAGUAAUACAUGUUUUGUAAUUUAUUAUUUUUCUUUGUUACAGUUUCUAUAUAAAUAAUGUUUAUUGUCUAUUGUUAUUUUGUUGACUUUUGACUGUUUAAAAUGUAUUCAAUAUCACUGAAUUUUUCAUAUCCACAACUGACAUAAAUGCUUGAUUUCAAAUUUAAAUUGCCUAAUGAUGGUUUUGUUAUUAGUAGAAAAGAUUUUUUAUCCAAAAUAUACAACCCCUAAAUAAAAAAUUAAACAAAAAACAGAUUGCAUCAAUUAUCAAUAUAGAUAUUGAAGUUAGAUAAUUAUAAUAUUAACUUAAAAUUUAUAUUUAAUUUUAUAACUAGAUUUAAAUAAAAAUUAAUAUUAAUAUCAAAACACUUGAAUAUAUGUAUUAGUCCGCACUUUUUUUUACCGAUCAAUGAGUUAUUUAUCAUACUUUUAAGAACACGAAUCUGACAUCAUCCACGAAGCCGUAACGUUAAAGGUGGAAUUUGUUUUAGUUGCGUAAACUAUGAGUUAAAGGCCAAUGCAGUCUGUCACUCGUCGUUCCGUGGUCCAUAAAAAUUAUUUUGCCAUGAAUUUAUGAGGAGGUUAAACUCAGUUUCUUGGCUGAUUCCCCCUGAACACGUCAAUAUAAAUCUCACCACAAAAGUUUCAAUUAUUGAGACGAUUAAGCCUAUCAAUUCAUGAAUUUAUCCUCUUCGAAAUUCUUUCUCCAAGAAAAUUAAAGUGGAUCAAAAGCGGACGCUGAAUUUUUCAACAAUUAUUCUAGUUCGUAAAAACUAUUUUCAAAAUGGUGUUCAAGAUUUGAACAUGCAACUUUGAAAUUUACGAGAGCAUUAAACAAACUCAAUUACGACAUUAUAUGCCACAAAACCAGUUUAAAAAUUAAGAACUAAGUAUAAACUUAGAGGCCGCAACCCGCAAGUAUAAUUUUCAUAUGCUUACCCCCAAAGGUCGGUUUGUAGACAUCCUAUCUAUGUUAUAUUCUGUGACAUACUGCCACAAAUUCUUUGAAAGCCGUACGCUUUCUGAAGGAACUACUCUCGGAGAAUAUGUACUGUGUAGGGUUACUUUAUAUCCAGCCAAAAUGUAAGUGUCCUUUUAAAAAUGAUAGAAGAUUCUGAGUUGAAGCUCUUACAUCCUUUAUUAUAAUUCAUUUUCAUUGGUCUUUUGAUGUCUAAUUAAGCUUAUGUCUUGAUAUUUUUGCAACUCUACUAGUGGCCCUUGGUAGUUUCUAGUUGUAGAUAUGUUGUCUAAAUCUUUAAUCCGUAGGAUCAAUUCUUAUAAGGGAUUGUAUUUAAUAUUCAAUGGCCGAUGUGACGAGGACAUGAUCAUUUUUUUCUAUACGGGAUUGUAUCUAAUCUGAUAAUGAAUAUUGGCAAGGAUCUAAAUAUACGAUGUAACUUGUGAGUUAGAAAGAAACUUUCUUAACUUUUACUAGUCCAAAUAAUCAAGUUGACGGAAAGCCCAUCAUAGGAACACCUUUCUUGACCCAUUAGCCCAUUAAGUUCAGGAUAAAUACAAGGAGCUUUUAUUCGUCAGAAAGAAAACAGAGAAAAUCAAUUAACUCACUCAAGAAUCGUAUAGGAAGCAGAAGAUGAAGAGAAUUCCUCGUAUCAAGUUUCCUCAGAGACACUCUCCUUCUUCCUCAUCUGCUAUAUCCUCAGGUCCUGGACCAACGUCGGGAUCUGUCUCCGGCGGCAACAAAAAUAUCACGGCGAGUUCAGAUGUCCCGGCAGCUCCGAAGAACACUGCUGUUGGAGGAAAAGCAUCUUUGCAGCCGAAACGCACACCUGUCUCCGACAAGGAAAUCGAGUCUAUAAUGUUGGGAGGAUGCAUCUGACAUUUGACGAUUGGAUCUUGGAGCUCCUGUCUUUUCCUGCUGGUGAAGUUCAUUAUGCUUUGUUCUUUCUUUUUAAUGUAAAGAAAGAACUAAUAAUAAUAUAGAGAGAUGGUUUUGUCUGAAUGAUGCUCUUUCUCGUUGUCAGAACAGAGAGUUCUAAAAUUAUUGUUUUCAUGGCUCAUUUUUUAUUAGGAAAGUUGCACUACAGUUA
This is a messenger RNA of Brassica rapa (field mustard), 12127 nucleotides long. RefSeq lists its product as uncharacterized. The record is from RefSeq and is a predicted model, not a curated record. Lineage: Eukaryota; Viridiplantae; Streptophyta; Magnoliopsida; Brassicales; Brassicaceae.